GUGUUAAGAGUAAUGGGGAGAAAGUAGGAGAAUUUGGUUGAGAGGGAUAAGAUAGAUCAGCCACAAUUGAAUGGUGGAGUAGACUUUGUUAAUUCUGGCCAAAUUGGAGCUGCCAGAACAUUAAAAUUGAGUAAAGGCUUGGUUCAAUUACAUGUGCCUUUUGCAGAACUGGGACAAGCUGCUGAACGGUGCCAGUUUGUCUGGAGCCUAGAUAAGAGCUGCAGGGAAAGAAUGGGACAUCUGCAGGUUCUUACAAUAAGGUGUAAAUUGCAUGGAACUGAUUGGGUCACUGCAAACCAAAAUUACACAGUAUAAAUAAUGUUGUGAGAUGAUUGGUUAAUUGAUGAUUGGUCGAACUGUUGAGCCUUUGAGGAACUGUCUGAAUCUCAGGGCACAUGUUACUAUGUUUGCUUCCUUCUAGAAGCUCCUUUUGAAUACAAUGUAUUAGUUACUGUAUUAUUGGGUUAGGGAACUGUCUAUCAUGUACUGUGUUAAUCGAUAUAUGUUAUUGGACUGUAUAGAGACCACCCCCAUGUUCUGGGACCUAUAAAAGGUGGCUCCCACGAGGUCCGAUGUCGAUCUUCUGGAAGAAAGCUUGGGACUGUGUGACCUUUUGGAGUGUCUUUGCUUGCAUGAGGCUAGAAGGGCUUGGCCAAAUGGAUACAAGGAUCAAACCCGCGGUGGUUAGGUAUUGUAUAGGGGAAUUUCUGUUGUGUUAUCCAAAAUAAAGUUUAGUUGCUCAAGUGCGUGAUUAGUAUUUUAUUGACUGAAACUAGACUGGUGGGGAGAUUAGAGUAAGCUAUUUACAUUGGAGGCUCGUCCAGGAUCUCAAUGGACCCUCAAACACAAGUUUGCAAUUAAGGGUGUUGAGCUGUCUCGAUCGUGAGUGCAGAAAUCGUUUUUCGCAUAGAUUUUUGGCACUUCGCAAGUCGGAGCAGAUUAAUCAUUUGCAGGCUUGGGAAAGGGUCCCAACGAGAUUGUAGAACAGAGUCUAGCAAGCACGGGGGGAUGAUAGCACUCUUUUGGGUUAGGGGCCCAUAAAACCUGGGUGGGGCUAGAGGUGCAGGUGAGAAGGAAAUCCUUUUGUGCAGGUAAAAAGCGUUUUGUGUUGGUUAAAGGCCACACCUUUGGAAAGAUAUCCAAAUCCCUCCCUGGAGUGACAGACGAGAAACCUUGUAAAGGCACAGGGCUCGGUGGGUAGAGUAUAGAUUGGGUGGGAAUACUCAAGUCCAUUCGAGAUUUCAUUGGGCAAGUAAAUUGUAUUCGAGAGUCCGCGUUCGUUGAGUGGUACGCACCAAAACUAAUUGGUCCAAGAGCGAACUUAAAUUUGCAGAAUCAAAGUUUCCAAAUACAGAAUUUCACAUUGAAUUUCUGCCCGUACGGUAGAAUUCGAAUUCUGUGUUUAUAGAACUUUGGAGUUUGUGCGCAUUUGAGAUCGAUUCCGAAUAGCGGUUGAUCAACAGUGAAUAGUAACCCUCUGAUCGAUUGUUGAUUAGUACCUGAUAGCGAAGAGUACCUGAGAGACGGGAACCUGGUUUACUUGGUGAAAAGUACCCGGAUGUGAGAGGUAUCCCUAAUUCUGAGAACUUAGAGUGGAGGGAUAGAGGUCCCCCAAUAGAAGUACAGUCUUAGCAGGAGGAAAGUAACAUUUAGGAGGAAAAGUAGUCAUUUAAGUAGUACCCCUCAGCAAAGAGUACCCUAAGAAGGGGAAAAUCUUCAGUGUCGGAGGGAGAGGUUCAAUGAUUGAUAACAGCACGACACGGAAUUGAGAUUGAGUGUUUGUUAUUUGUGCGCUAGUGUGUUAAAUUAUUACUGUAAAUUUCCAGCAUUGUCUUUUUUAGCAUCUUUAUCAGAUCCGAACUGUAUAAAUAUUUUGUCUAUGUAAAAUAUUUUAAAGUGUGUUAAGAUCGCGGACCGCUGAUUGUAUUGUCUGUGUGUGCUUAAGGGUUUUGGGUGUUAGAUAAUUGCGGUAAAAGUGCGUUUGAAUUGAAUAUAUGGUAUGUGUUUAAAUCAGGAUUGUUAGUAUUGUUACAAUCCGAUUCAUGGUGGUUCGAUCAGGGUUUGUAUUCUUUAGAUCGCUGUGUCGGGGAGGAAUCGUUCCGUUGACCGAGUACGCCACGAGGAGGACUUAUUAGUGUGUGAUUCAUCGUCAUAAUAAAUGGACGCUUGUGGUUUAUAUUGGGGUGUGCCUUGGUCUACUUGUAAUUGGGGGAAUAGUUUCUUGUUUGAUUAUAGUUUUACUUGCGUGGUUCAGGUUUAUUUGUCUUUGUGAACUUAAAGUGUUCUGAGUGGGAGAGAUUGCUGCUAAAAUUUAAAUAUUAAGAGCCUUAGUUUGGGAGACCAGACAUUCUUCGUUUACAGGCUGGAAGUUGAAUGAGGUGAUUGUGAUCAAAAUGAUAAGAAAGUUGAAUUCAUGAUUGAAGGGUGAUUGAGUUGAACAAUUGAAUAGAGCGAUUGAGUAGAGUGAUUGACCAGCGGUUGGGAAAGAUUGAAUGUACAAUUGUGUGAGAAAGGUGUGAAUCUGCUGGCCGUUGGUCAUUGUGUGGGAGCAAUUUCAGUGGCCUUGGAGUGUGGAAGGAAGAAGCCAGUAUUGAGGAGGUGUGAGGGCUUUGAAAGUUAUCUCUAUUGUGUCUAUUGUGUAGGGGGAUGGGAAAUAUACUAGAGAAGGACCUAUCAAACAUUCCUGAAAGUCCAUUGAGAAUAAUUUGUGAGAAAAUUCCACAGGAAGCAGAGAGAUUAAAGAAAUUGUUGGGGAAAUUAAAUAAAGUUUUAGGGAACAAACGUUGGCCGAUAGGUGGGCCGAUGUAGUAGGAAUAACCUACAUAUAGACAAUUAUUAGGCAAUAUGGGAACAGUGAAGAAGGGAACGAGCUUAUUGAAUUAUGGAAAAUGUUCUUUACAGCGAGGAAAGUAACUAAAGAAGUUAUUCUGCUUUCUGCUUUGAGAAUGGGAGCAUCAAAGUUAGGGAUUAGAAUGAAAGAAAGAACUGGUCCUUCUCUAGGUAUUUCGGAACAGGGAGAGAAAGAUAGUGGAAGUCAGCAGCAGGUGCAUGAGAGAGCAUUAACUUUUAAAAGAGAAAUGACUACGAGGGCUCUUAAAGGGGAGGUGCUGACUAAAAAUAAACUCAUCAAAUUUAGUAAGAGUGCAGCGGUUAGCGUGGAUCUCAAAGGAAGAGAAGCCCAAUAUAUAAAUUGAUGGGCAGACUUUUUGGAAUAGAGUCACAGCAUUCCACUCAGCCCUCUCAUGUUCUUAGUUCUGAAACACUUUGCACAGCUUGCGAACAGGGCGCUUGGGUGGAAUCAGUGGUAUCUUCGACUCCACCCACUAAAUUUAAAUCCAAAGCGGGAGAGGACUCUCUAGCUCCAACGAUUGUUUCACCAGCAGAGAAUAAUGUGGGGGAUCAGGGAGCUAGAAGGAAGGUUCCUCAGAAGUGGGUGCUAAAAUUAAUUGGGAAACCAAGUGGGGAAUUGGAGGAAUCCUUCCUAAAGUAUAGAGAUUCCGGAUUCAGAAAGAGCAGUUUCUCUGAGGGUGAGACAGCAGGGGGAUAUGAAAUAGCUGAUCCUGCUAUUGCUGAAAUUUUAAUAUCCGAACAAAUCCCCGAUGUUAUGGAUAUGGAGCGGAUUCCCUGUAGGCAUUUCCCUAGUAGGAAGCUGCCUACUCUGCCUUUAGAAUUAGAUCCCGCAGUAGGUGCAGAUUAUCCCCGGGCUACAGACAUCCACGUUCGAAUGCAAUCUGGUUCAAUGGCAGCUAAAUCCUUCCAGAGACCAAUACUAAGAAUCCAGAAACGGAAAGUAACAUCGAAGGAGGAGGAGGAAUUUAAAGCAUGGAUCCCUCCUGAUUACCUUAGGGACAUGCCAAUCCGAGAGCCGACUUUCCCUCAAUUUGGUUGGAGAGGCUAUAAAGCUGUUAGACAUGAUCAAUGUUACAUCUGUGGGGAAUCAGGAUCUUGGAGCCGAUCUUGUCCUGUGAGGGAACAUAGAGGAGGAAGGGGUCAAAGAAGAGGGCCACGGGGUCUAAGAAGUCAGUGGAUCCCUCGAGGUUAUAGGGAUACUUGGGACUCUGAAGAUAGAGGAAGAGAACACUGGCCAGGGGAUCAGGGGACAGGGACAUUCUGGCAGCCAAAUCCAUUCCGAUAGCCCUGAUCUGGCAGCUAGUACCAAGUAAAAAGACGAAAUCUGAGGGUAUCCUCAUAUGACAUAAAAAUAAUAAUAAAUUAUAAGAACAAGAAAGAACACUGCCCCUUCCGAAUCCCAGGAAGAGAGUUACAAAGAAGCUGAAUGGGAUUGAGAAACCUCACUAAAAGAAAGAAAUACAAAAAGGGAAACAUAGUAGCUGGUAUCAAAGAGAUUAAGAACUGAAGGGAACUAAACUGGCACUAGGGAGAGAAGAAAUGAACUUAUUCGGGAGGAGGUAUGGGAGUAGGGAAAGGAGCUAUUGUACUAACUUGUUACAAAGUUGUUGUGCCUCCAGGACAGUAUGUUGUAGGUUAUACGAUACAGUAUGUUGUAGAUUAUACGAUAUAGGUUAAAAAGAUACAGACAACCUCUGACGACUAAUGGGGCAAGCUCUGAUUUGAAGAAUUGAAUUUAGAAAUUUGAAAGUAGAUACUCCUCUGUGAUUUGGGGGCAAGAUACUUACUUUGCGCCUAAAUUUAGUUAUAAAAAUAAAUUGAUUUGAAAAGGGCUUAUGGGAUAUAGUUUUAAAAUUAUUAGAGAAUUAAUUGUUGAUUGGCAUUCUUCUCUUGUCUCACUCCUAGGAGGAUAAUCGACGAUGGGAUGGGACUAUUUAGUGGCUAUCAAGAAAGGAGUUGACCCUAGCUGAUAUCAGAAAUGAAGACAUACCCUGGAUGCAUAAGGUGGUGGUAUAGAAUGAUGAGGCAGUCUGGAAAUUUAGAUAAUGAGUUCCCCUCGGAAGAUCAAUACUGCCCAUCCAAUCAGUUACUCAGUGGCAAAAACAGUGGAUGUCGUAUAUAUGGACUUCAGUAAGGCCUUUGACAAGGUUCCUCAUGGAAGGUUGGUUAAGAAGGUUCAAUUGUUGGGUAUUAAUGGUGAAGUAGCAAGAUGGAUUCAACAGUGGCUGAAUGGGAGAUGCCAGAGAGUAAUGGUGGAUGGCUGUUUGUCAGGUUGGAGGCCAGUGACUAGUGGGGUGCCACAGGGAUCUGUGUUGGGUCCACUGUUGUUUGUCAUGUACAUCAAUGAUCUGGAUGAUGGUGUGGUAAAUUGGAUUAGUAAGCAUGCAGAUUAUACUAAGUAGGUGGUGUUGUGGAUAAUGAAGUAGAUUUUCAAAGUCUACAGAGAGAUUUAGGCCAGUUGGAAGAAUGGGCUGAAAGAUGGCAGAUGGAGUUUAAUGCUGAUAAGUGUGAGGUGCUACAUCUUGGCAGGACAAAUCAAAAUAGGACGUCCAUGGUAGUGGAUGUAGUGAAUUGAGGAAUGCAGUUGAACAGAGGGAUCUAGGAAUAACUGUGCACAGUUCCCUGAAGGUGGAAUCUCAUGUGGAUAGGGUGGUAAAGAAAACUUUUGGUGUGCUGGCCUUUAUAAAUCAGAGGAUUGCGUAUAGAAGUUGGGAUGCAAUGUUAAAAUUGUACAAGGCAUUGGGGAGGCCAAUUCUGUAAUAUGGUGUACAAUUUUACUUCGGAGUCACGUGAGUGACUUCGUGAAGAACCCCGCUUCCACGCAUGCGUGGCAUAUCGCUACACGCAUUGCAACGAGUCACACAGAGGGGAACGGCGUUCCCCAAGCGGGAGAAUUUGAAAGUCGGGAACAGCAGGUAAGAGACUCUGCGUUUUCCCUCUUUUACUACUUACUUUUAGGUGGCUGCGGAAAGCCGGCGGGGAGACCCGUGGAGGGUGAGCAGCCAGCAGCAGCAACAGCACGAGUUCCCUGGAGGGGAACAACCUGAGCCCGACUUUGCUCCCGCACCGGCAAAAUUCACCUCUCGGCCGGGCGGGAAGCAAAGUAAAGAGGUCCCGUAUGCCAGUCUCAAGCGAGACUGACUUGGGACCAGUCGGUAGCAGCCAGCACAGAGGCUGCGGGACAGACAGCUCGGAACAGCGGUACCGGGGCUCGAAACGCUCAGCGAGUGCAGCGGCACUUAUGGAGUCGGAACGGGACGUCCGGGCUGAAAACCUUCUUCACAAGGUAAGGGCCAGGGGAUCUAUAGGAACAGCCGGGGUUACCGGCUGCGGAGCUGCCGCGAAGGACCAGGCCCGUGAACACCGGGGUUUGGUCCGAGCGGCUCCAACCCGCAACGGAGGGAACGACGGUCACCAGCGGGAGAAGGAAAGUCGGGAACAGCAGGUAAGAGACCCUGCGUUUCCUUCAACUUACCUUCUAGGUGCAGACAUGGACCGGGUCCAUGUAAGCUGCAGAAGGCCGGCGGGAGAACCGCGGAGGAGCGGCAGCAGCAGCAGCAGCAGCGGCAGUCGGCAGCCGGCAGCAGCAGCAGCAGCAGGAGCAGCAGCAGCAGUGGCAGCCGGCAGCUGCGGGAGUACGGGCAGCUGCAGGAGUUGCGGGCAGCUGCAGGAGUACGGGCAGCAGCAGUGACACUGACAGCUGCAGGAGCGCAGGUUGCGGCAGGAGCUGGCAACGGAAGGAGCUGGCAACGGCAGGAGCUGGCAACGGCAGGAGCUGGCAACGGCAGGAGCAGCAUGGGCACAUCAAUUCCCGGAGGAGGAAAACACCUGUGCCCAACUUCGCUCCAGCACGGUGAGAAAAUUCAUUUUCAGCAGCAAAGGACUUGGCAGUUGACUGGCUGCAAUCUACUACAAGGGACCAGUAUGUGAGUGACCAGGUGUAGUAUCUGUUCUUAUCAGUUUAAUAUCUGAUACGUCCCUUAUCUAGGAACCAUAUAUUAAAUAAAAUCUAUAAUAGCUGUUAUCAUCAGUUUUAAUGUCUUAUAUGUUCCUUAGCUAAGGACCAUAUAAGUAGGAGUGCCCAGAAUUGAGGGCAUUAGAGUGGGGUUGACCGGCUGCAACGACCGCAAGGGACCAGUACCGUCAGUACGGGGGUAGUGGACUGAGAAGGGUCCGACUUUGCAUAAAACCGCCGGCAACCAGCGCCCGAGAGGGCUGGAGCGGGAAGAAGCGGUCUAUGGAGCCUUGCUCCAACGUGAUAAACCCACAGCAGUACCUCUUUGAGGGCUGCACAAUGCUUCUACCCCAUCAGAGGGGAGCACUGUGGGUCAGUUCUGGGUUGACUUGCAAGAGGGGUCCGCAGAACAAAAGACAAGUGGGCAGCAGUUAAGCCCCACAUGGGUACCCCGUGCGGGACCCUAGAGAUCUCUAACUCUAUAAAAAAGAGUAGGCAGGACCCUGAUGGGCCAGAGCCUGGUAAUACAGCAUCCCAUGAUCCUAACACAGCAGGGACUCUGCUGGACAUGGUGGCUGAUUACUUUAACCAAGUCAAACAUGGGUAGACUUGGAUCCAGGAUGGCAAUAGUAUUACUAUAUGUCUGGCCACAAACGCCAACAGGGAAAAAAUUUACAGACACUGGCCAGACAUCUGCCACCUGGCAACGGUGAGGCAUUACGGGUGCCCAGUGUAAACCAAUGCAUUUGGCAGCAUAUGGGGACGAACAUCAGGAACCAGGACCUCAAGAUCCAGAGAACCUUAAAGGGAUUGACGGAAGGCAUCAUAGAAUACACUCGCACCCUGGACUAAAUGUAGGUAACCAAAGACCAUCUAGACGCACUAGCUCUGUUUAGUAAUAUGCAAUAUGACCUGAACUACACAUGGAAGGCGGCCAUUCAGCCAGCACUGGGACCCCAAAAAAUGCUACCAUUUGCAAACAAAGAACCGUGAGUGGACAAAGCCAAGACACUGGGGCUCAUCAAGGCCAGCGCAAGGGCCUAUUUUGGAGCAUGAUACCGGCCACAGGCAACGCCAUAAAUAAUGUGGCUCAUACCAGUGGCAGUGCUAGAAAUCAAUAACCCGCAGGAUCCUUUUUUAGGGUAUGGCCAGGGCGGCCACCCUGGAAGAUGCGGGAACCUCAACCUCCCACACAACCCCGAACAAGAGAUAUCAAACCAGAACCUCCUUUGUCAAAUAAACCAAGGAAAUAACACAACCACCGGUAACCAUGGAGGUAGGUGGGUGGGGUUUUCUUCUGUUCAAAAUAGGGACCUAUGAUGGUAGGGGAGGUUACAACACUACAGUUAUGUAUGGUAUAUAAUCACUACAGAUUCAUAUAAUCUCAGCAGUAUUCAGGGUUAUCUGAUAAGAUUUACUCAUUCCAAUAACCACAGUACAACAUACACCAGAAGGGCAUUUUGUCCUUACAUAAACCAAACAAUCUAAAACCCACAUGGUCUACAAAAAUUGUACACAAAAGAUGUGAUUGAGCAUACUUUUCAUGGAACAUUAGAAUUGUAUCAAACAUAUUUAUUAAAAAUAAAUAGAGUAGGGUUGCAGGAUUAUCUUUGAUUUUAACCCUAAACACAUUUGUUCUAGAUAUUCAUUUUAAGAUGGAUACUCUUUUUUCUUGAUAAGACUUGGUGUCAGCUGCGGGGUUUCUAUAUGGCAGGCAUUGACUCAAAAGAGGAACUUUGGCAAUAGAGCUUACAAUAGGGGUAUCAUUAGCUCCAAUAUUAUUUACUAAAAUUCUAAAACCAGCUUGGCAUUGUUAUGUAACAAAGCCAUAGGGUGAUGUUUUUCCCCCGUUCGGCCCCAUCAAUGGGGUACUAGGGAUAAUUCAACUACACUCGGCAUCUGGAAUUCUCAGAGUUCCGACUGACCUUCUAAAUCAUGGUAUUCGGUCAUACAGGGGAUGGUUUAGAACCAUGUUCCCUAUUGAACAUAGCCAAAAAAUUAUUAAUUUUCCAGUGACUGGAGGCUGUCAUCCAUGCCAUAAGACUAUGGAUUAUGGAUUUAUAGAGGCUAAAGACCCACUGCACGGCAUUGGGCUGUCAGACAGGACGAUGAAUCUCAUCUCAUCUGCACUAAGACUGUCAACAUGGAAGCAGUACCUUUGGACAUC
Messenger RNA from Leucoraja erinaceus (little skate), 8972 nucleotides. RefSeq lists its product as uncharacterized. Lineage: Eukaryota; Metazoa; Chordata; Chondrichthyes; Rajiformes; Rajidae. The record is from RefSeq and is a predicted model, not a curated record. The transcript is spliced from 2 exons. Gene Ontology annotation, molecular function: nucleic acid binding; zinc ion binding. Bases 3194 to 4135 code for a protein of 313 amino acids.